This is a messenger RNA of Vitrella brassicaformis, 899 nucleotides long. The record is from the annotation of a GenBank genome assembly. Lineage: Eukaryota; Vitrellaceae.
CACGUACGUUGUAUAUGGAUGAGCAACAAGGAUAACCGGUCAAGCAUCACGUGUGUCUUCAUAUGGCACGCUCGCGGAAGUCAAAUUACACGCACGCAUCCAUCCGUCACCCACAGUCAGUCAUCGGUCCGGUCCGCCAAUCAUUACUCACGGCUGUACAAAGCUUCCAAUCACUGCGUCGCGCAGAGAGACUACCGACGCCCUCCAGUUGGGCAGGCGGGCAAGCAAAGAGUUGACCCCCAAUCCGUCAGUCAGUCAGUAGUCCGUCGUCGGUCAGUGCUUCUUGCCCGACGUCUUGCGGGGCUUGCUCGACUGCCCAGCCACACUGCGGCCCUCGUCCGUGAAGGCAUCAUCUGCAUACCAACACACCACAGCGGCCAAGAUCAGCAUCACCACUGCCUUGCUUGCGUGUGUGAGUGCGGUGUGUGGUGUGUGGUGGGUUCUUUCGUUUGCUGACCUUGGACGUUGGCGUGUUGCGGCGGCAUCAGGCCGUUGAUCUGUGUGUUGUCCAUGGCCAUCUGUGUGUGCAAGUGCUGCAUCUGCUCGAGGCUCACGACGGGCGACGAGAGGGAAGAGCGCGAGAACCAGCGGUCCUGGUCCUUGACGGGCUCGGCGUUGUCAGCUCGUCGUGCGUUCUUCUUGUUGAUGGCCGUGUUGUAUCCGUCCCACCCCUUGAGGAUGUUGCCGAAGGUGGCGGUCUCGUUGAGGUAGUCGGACUCGAAGUCGUAGAUCUUCUGCUCUAUCUGGCUGAGGCUCUCCUUGAGCUCCUCACGCGCCUUCUUGAUCUCCUUCAGUGUGCUCGACUCUACACGCAUCGCCAAGCCACAAACGAGCAGGGGGGCACAACGAGUGCACUGCUGGGAUAGUAACUGGCUCAAAUAACGGAGAUUCAGUUUUUG